Molecule: messenger RNA, 2354 nt
Organism: Oryzias latipes (Japanese medaka)
Lineage: Eukaryota; Metazoa; Chordata; Actinopteri; Beloniformes; Adrianichthyidae
Gene: slc5a10
Product: solute carrier family 5 member 10
Biological process (GO): transmembrane transport
Cellular component (GO): plasma membrane
Molecular function (GO): D-glucose:sodium symporter activity
Source: RefSeq, a predicted model, not a curated record
UGUUUAAUCAUCAGUUCAAACACGGAACUGCCCCAUUCACCUCUCUGCAUGCAGCACUCUGCCUCAAGCAGGACAGCAACAAAACAUCCUGCUUGUGGUCCAGUGAGGGGAGGAUUGCGUUAGUCAGAACAGAUUGUGGAGUUGUGACUUUUAGGAGGCUCUGCGGUAAGAUUUAGGAGGUGAUCAGAGAAGAAGAUGUCUAAUUCCACCAUCAACUUCUACGCCCUGACACAGUCCUUCAGCUUCUCAGACAUUAUCGUCAUAGCCACAUACUUUCUCCUGAACCUCGCAGUGGGCAUCUGGUCUUCAUGCAGGGUGAGCAGGAACACUCUGAGUGGGUAUUUCUUGGCUGGGCGAGACAUGGCCUGGUGGCCGAUUGGAUCAUCCCUCUUUGCCAGCUCAGAGGGCUCUGGUCUGUUCAUCGGCCUGGCCGGGACCGGAGCUGCAGGCGGCAUCGCUGUUGCUGGUUUUGAAUGGAAUGCUACAUACGUGUUGCUGGCUCUGGCUUGGAUUUUUGUUCCUGUCUACAUCUCCUCAGGGAUUGUGACCAUGCCAGAGUACCUGGGACGCCGUUUCGGAGGAGAGAGGAUCCGGACUUACCUGGCUGUCCUUUCUCUGCUGCUGUCUGUCUUCACAAAGAUAUCGACUGACCUGUACUCUGGAGCGCUGUUUGUUCAGGUGUGUCUGGGGUGGAACCUCUACCUGUCCACUGUCCUAAUGCUGGUGGUCACUGCUUUCUAUACAAUUGCAGGCGGUCUCGCUGCUGUCAUCUACACAGACACUCUGCAAACAUUUAUCAUGAUUGUUGGUGCAAUCAUCCUGACCAUUACAGCAUUCAAUAAGAUCGGUGGGUAUGGAAACCUGGAGCGUGUGUACAGUAUAGCGAUUCCCAAGAAGAUUAUCCCGAACAGUACCUGUCACCUGCCACGGGCCGACGCCAUGCACCUGUUCCGAGACGCCGUCACCGGAGACCUGCCAUGGCCCGGCAUGACUCUGGGUCUCACCAUACUGGCCACCUGGUAUUGGUGCACCGACCAGGUCAUUGUACAGCGCUCCCUAUCUGCUAAGAACAUGAGCCACGUUAAAGGAGCAUCAAUCUUCGCCGCCUAUCUCAAACUGCUGCCCUUCAUCUUCAUCAUCCUCCCUGGCAUGAUCAGCAGGGCGCUCUAUCCAGACUCAGUGGGAUGUGUGGAUCCAGAGGAGUGUGUGCGUGUGUGUGGAGCGGAGGUGGGUUGCUCCAACAUCGCCUUUCCCAAGUUGGUCAUUGAACUUAUGCCAAGUGGCUUAAGGGGCCUGAUGAUAGCUGUCAUGAUGGCUGCUCUUAUGUCCUCCCUGACCUCCAUCUUUAACAGCAGCUCCACUCUCUUUACUAUGGACAUCUGGAAGAAGCACCGCCCACGAGCUUCUGAGAAGGAGCUGCUAUUGGUCGGCAGGAUUGCGACAGUGAUCCUGGUGGUGGUCAGCGUGGUGUGGAUCCCCAUCCUGCAGUCUGCCAACAGUGGUCAACUGUACGUCUACAUCCAGUCAGUGACCAGCUAUCUUGCCCCACCUGUAACUGCUGUAUUUGCUCUGGCUGUUUUCUGGACGAGAACUAAUGAACAGGGGGCAUUCUGGGGCCUCAUGGUGGGUUUGGUGGUCGGUGUGUGUAGGAUGGUGUUGGAGUUCGCCUUCCCUCCUCCCAGAUGCGGAUUUGAAGAUUCAGCACCGAUGAUUCUCCGCAGCGUUCACUACCUCCAUUUCGCCAUCCUGCUGUGUGGACUCACUGCAAUCGUGGUCGCUGUAAUAUCUCUGCUUACACCACCACCCAGCCAUGAGCAGGUGUGUAACCUGACAUGGUGGACAAUAACAGAAGAACUACAGCAAGAUAUUUCAUUACAAAAAGUGUCCUCUGUCAGCCGCCGUAGUUCUCAGGGCGCUGAGCCAACACAUCAGAUGACAUGUGCACACGGGGCAAGCUUAUGCAUCUCAGCAAUGCGGUGCUCACAGCAGACUCCAGCUCCCAGAGUUCCCAGCUUAAGAGAGAGCCCAUUCUGGUCCAGGUUCUGCUGCAUCAAUGCAGUCGUGCUGGUCACCAUUAACAUUUACCUGUAUGCGUACUUUGCCUGAGCCAAGGAUCUGACGGGACGUCAUGCAGAACUUUUAACUCUGAGAGAAGAUGGGCCAACUCAGCGUUCAGAAAGGGAUGUGGAAGGAGGCCACGUUGGUGGCACACGCCAAUGUUUUUCAUUAAAGUAAAGACUCCUACUAUUUGUAGAAUGUAAAACUCAAUUUCAAACAGAAAUUGUGCUUUGGAAAAGUUCUUCUUUUUUCUUUACUAUUAGAAUAAAUCUAUUUCUUUGAUGGAUCACUCUCAA